This is a messenger RNA of Rotaria sordida, 270 nucleotides long. The record is from the annotation of a GenBank genome assembly. Lineage: Eukaryota; Metazoa; Rotifera; Eurotatoria; Philodinida; Philodinidae.
AUGACAAAAUUUCGUCGUCGACAUAGGGUUGGCAAAAGUGAAAAUGACCGAGUAUAUUUAGUCGAAAAUAAUAAUGACAAUAGUAAUAAUAGGCAUGAAUAUUCAAAGAUACGUCGAAUAGCAUGGAAAUUAGCAAAAGGUACAUGGAGAGCAUUGAAAAUUGGUUUUCAAACAGCCAUAACUACUCAAUCGUUUUGUAUUGUCGUUGAACCAAACACAGUCGCGACAACUAUAGUUGAAUAUCAAAUGCGAAAUACAGAACGACAAUGA